GGCAGUUGCAGAGAGGUAUUUGGGUGUGUGAGACUUGACAUCAGAAGAAUUACAGGGUGUGUCCCAUCCUUUCAGAUUUUUUUUGUUUUUUAAACUAGGAAAGUCAGUUAAGAAAAAAAAAAUCAUAUUUACAAUGACGGCCUACAACAACCAAACGACGCUGUGCCAAAUGUGGGCCACCCAAUUAUAGCCAGUUAGUGAUAGAGCCUGGAUUUGAACCACGGUGUCUGUUGUGAAAUCUCAAGCACUGAGAUACAGUGCCUUAGACCACUGUGCCACUUGAGAGCCCAGUUAGGACUAGGGAUGGCCUGAGGUAGGACUUAAUAGAUUAAAAUAGUGCAGUAGAGUCUUUUUUUAAAUUUUAUAAUUUAUUUUGUGAGUAUUGUGUUAGGGUAUUUGUUUAUUUAUUCAAAGCAAAUUAUAAGGGAGUUGUACUCCAGUCUAGUAGGUGGCGGUAAAUCAACAUUUAUUGGAUGCCAACCACCGUUAAACUUCAACGAAGAAGAAGGAGUGUUUCCGUCAAGAUGGCUGUCGGUGCCUUCCCCAUCGCCAAGCUCCUCUACCUCGGUGUACGGCAGCUCAGCAAGCCCGUAGCCAACAGGCUCAAGGCCGGGGCUCUCCGGAGCGAGUUCUUCAAGACAUAUGUUUGUCUUCCACCGGGACAGAUUUACCACUGGGUGGAGAUGAGGACCAAGAUGAGGAUCAUGGGUUUUCGGGGUUCCACCAUCAAGCCCCUGAACGAAGAGGCGGCAGCAGAGCUGGGUGCAGAGCUGCUGGGGGAGGCCAUCAUCUUCAUCGUCGGAGGUGGGUGUAUGAUCCUGGAGUACAGUAGACAGGCGGCCAACUCUAAGAGGAAGGAAGAAGAGCUGAGUCACACCAUUGGCAGUCUGCAGACACAGAUAGGAGAGCUGACCUUGAACACAGAGACACUGGAUGCCAGGCUAAGGGAGGUCAACAGGCUGCUGCUCUCCUUACCACCGCCUGUUACCACGCAAGCUCCUGUUUCGGAUCCUGCUAUCACUCUGGAAUCCUCUUCUGUGGAUCCCAGUCAAAAGUGAUGCCUGUGUAAUUUCUGAAUCAGCCUGAUGGUCGUCAGAUCUGUUUGCCUUUAGCCAAGUUCUCGCUCAUGUCAUAACUAACCUUUUCAUAUCUGUCUCUCUCUCAAUGUAGUGUUGUCAGACGAGACUAAAGGACUCUACACACGCACACACACACACUCUGCAAACGGAGCGACGGAGAUCCGUUUGUGUCGAUCCCUGCUUACUUUUGUACGGCUGAAUUUAUGGAGUGGACCGUGUGUGGGUGUGUGUGGAGUCCUUUCCGUCUAGGUUAUGAUGCCACACGAGUCAGCUCUUGGCUAAAACAGACAGAUCUCUGUCCACCAGGUUAUGUCUGUUAAUAAAAGGACUGUGACACUUAACCGUAUGCUUCCCAGAUGAAACAGUCUGUGCAGAUAUUAUAUUUGCUUUGUCUUUGGCAGGUGUGUUUUUUUUUUCUUGAGGCAAAAGUCUAUGUUCAGUACUCCUAGUAGGAACUAUUGACCAUAUUCUUCAAUGAAGUGUUUGUCAUUCAAGUAGCCUCUUGCUGAGAUGUUCUAGUUUUCAGGAGAAAUGGAAAGAGGGCAUUAACAAAAGCAAUACCAUCUUAACUCCGCCUCCGCAUUUACUGGAUUGGUUGAACAUUGCAGAAGGGAACCUCCCACUGACAGUUUCCUAUUCUCCUGGUCAAGACUAGUUUUCAUGCACAUGUUUUCAAUUGAGAAAUACAGAACCAAACAUCUGUUAGAUGGGGAAAUUGAGCAACUUAAGACUUCCUCUGCAAAAAAAAUGUCAACAUUUUAUUAUAGAUUUCUUGAUGUUUUGAGGGAAGUGUUACUGGGUAUGUUGCUACGGUGGCUCAAAAGGGACAAACCACAGUGUAGAUCCACUUUUUUCCCUCCCUAAUUUUUCAAGUGAUGUUCAUUAAGGCGAGCAGAUGUUUGCUGAGUUCUGCUAGAUGCAAACCGACCCUCUAUGCAGAUGCCUUUUAUCAGUUAAGGGGAGAGAAGUGCAACCACAACACAGUACUGUCUGUCUGCUGAUAUAUAUAUAUACAUACAUACAUAUAUAUAUAUCCUUAUAUAUAUAUAUAUCCUUAUAUAUAUAUAUAUCCUUAUAUAUAUAUAUAUAUAUAUAUAUAUAUAUAUAUAUAUAUAUAUAUAUAUAUAUAUAUAUAUAUAUAAGGAUUUCCUGUAGAGCUGGGUGUGAGUGGACCUGACUCUAAUUACUGGGGGGGGUUUUGCUGUGUGUCAGGGGCUGAUGUUGGAGCAAUGACUCGCUGUCAUAUAGUGUAUUCAUUUUUUUUUGGGGGGGGGGGGGGGGGGUUCAAUGCUUUAUUUAACACUGAACAUUUGUUUUAAACACAACAUGUAAAGUGUUGACCCCAUGUUUCAUGAGCUGAAAUAAUAAAAAAUCCCCCAAAUGUUUCCUCACAAACACACACACACACACACACACACGCACGCGCGCACGCACGCACGCGCACACGCACACGCACACGCACACACACACACACACACAGCUUAUUUCUCUAAAAUGUUGUGCGUGAAUUUGUUUACAUUCCUGUUAGUGAGCGUUUUCUCGUUUGCCAAGAUUAAUCCAUCCACCUGAAAGUUGUGGCAUAUCAAGAAGCUGAUUUAAACCGCAUGAUCGUUACACAGGUGCACCUUGUGCUGGGGGACGUUAAAAAGGCCACUUUAAAAUGUGCUGUUUUGUCAUAAAACACAAUGCCACAGAUGUUUUGAGGGAGUGUGAAAUUGGCAUGCUGACUGCAGGAAUGUCCACUGGAGCGGUUGCCAGACAAUUGAAUGUUAAUUUAUCUACCAUAAACUGUCUCCAAUAUAUUUUUGAGGUUAUUUGUCAGUACGUCCAACCGGCCUCACAACCACAGACCAUGUAUAACCACACUAGCCCAGGACCUCCACAUCAGGCUUCUUCACCUGCGGGAUUGUCUGAGAUGCUGGGUGCUGAGGAGUAUUUCUUUUUUUUUGACCUUUUGUGGGGCAAAACUCAUUCUGAUUAGCUGGGCCUGCCUCCCCAGUCAUGUUAAAUCCAUAGAUUAGGGCCUAAUGAGUUUAUUUGAAACACACCACCUAUAUUAAACAGUGAUUGGUUUGGUUUGGUGAUGGUAAUAGAGUGACUGCAUGGGGAUCUAUUAUGCUUAGACGAGGAGGAGACCAUGUGACCUGACCAGGAAACACUGUCAUAUAGGGCCAGUGUUUCCUGGUCCCUCCUCCAGUCCCCCCAACAGCCCAACUCCAGUCUUCCAGUACCCCCAACAGCCCAACUCUAGUCCUCCUGUACCCUCAACAGCCCAACUCCAGUCCUCCAGUACCCCCAACAUCCCAACUCUAGUCCUCCAGUACCCCCAACAGCCCAACUCUAGUCCUCCAGUACCCCCAACAGCCCAACUCUAGUCCUCCAGUACCCCCAACAGCCCAACUCCAGUCCUCCAGUACCCCCAACAGCCCAACUCUAGUCCUCCAGUACCCCCAACAGCCCAACUCUCUAGUCCUCCAGUACCCCCAACAGCCCAACUCUAGUCCUCCAGUACCCCCAACAGCCCAACUCCAGUCCUCCAGUACCCCCAACAGCCCAACUCUAGUCCUCCAGUACCCCCAACAGCCCAACUCUAGUCCUCCAGUACCCCCAACAGCCCAACUCCAGUCCUCCAGUACCCCCAACAGCCCAGCUCUAGUCCUCCAGUACCCCCAACAGCCCAACUCUAGUCCUCCAGUACCCCCGACAGCCCAACUCCAGUCCUCCAGUACCCCCAACAGCCCAACUCCAGUCCUCCAGUACCCCGGACAGCCCAACUCCAGUCCUCCAGUACCCCGGACAGCCCAACUCCAGUCCUCCAGUAUCCCCACUCAUUUUUUGUUGUUGGCCCAGAUGACAAAUUCCUUUGAUUCAACUAAUUGAGGAUGAAGUUGAAUCGGGUGUGCUUGUUUGGGGCUACAACAACAAUGUGUUCUGUUGUAGGACUGGAGGUGGGAAACACUGCUAUAUGGGGUGGAAAAACUACUCAAAUCUCAUUCUGUAGUAAAAGGGAAGAUAUUUUAAUAGAAAAUUACCACUUGAGUAAAAGUAUUUGGUUUUAAAUAUACUUAAGUAUCAAAAGUAAAUGUAUUUGCUAAAAUAUACUUGAGUAUUAAAAGUGUGAAUAAUAAAAAAUUCCUUAUAUUAAGAAAACCA
Molecule: messenger RNA, 4232 nt
Organism: Oncorhynchus kisutch (coho salmon)
Lineage: Eukaryota; Metazoa; Chordata; Actinopteri; Salmoniformes; Salmonidae
Gene: opa3
Product: outer mitochondrial membrane lipid metabolism regulator OPA3
Exons: 2
Coding region: 474-1058 (194 amino acids)
Biological process (GO): regulation of lipid metabolic process
Cellular component (GO): mitochondrion
Source: RefSeq, a predicted model, not a curated record